CUAGGCCGAGAGCUCCUGGCCCAGGUGCCCGCCCAGGUCGUGAGGGCGGGGCCACAGUCCAGGUGUGCAGCGGCGGAGCUUCGCGGAGAAAGGAAGUGUGUCCCCAGCGGCGGCCCGUGGAGCGCUCCCGCGAGACGCGCACCUGCGCUCCAGGUGCCUGGCUGCAGCAAACCAUGCAGUGAGCCAUGCCCCGGCCAGGACAGCCUCGCCCAUCAUCUGGGCCAGCUCGCUUAGGACCCUGGGACCAACCAACAGAACUAUGCCUGGAGACCUACAGUGAUCCACCCCAGCCUCCACCAGGCCGACGUACCCGUAGGCCAGACCCCAAGGACCCUGGCCACCAUGGGCCAGAAAGUAUUACCUUCAUAUCUGGCUCUGCCGAGCCAGCCACUGAGCCCCCUACUUGCUGCCUGCUCUGGCGGCCCUGGGGGUGGGACUGGUGCCGGGCUGCCUUCUGCUUCCGCCGCUGCUGGGACUGUCUCCAGCGCUGUGGGACCUGUGUGCGGGGCGGAAGGUCCUGCCUGUCUGCUGAGGACUCCGUUGAGGGGGCUGGCGAAGCUAACUGGGCUAAGGAGCACAAUGGGGUACCCCCUAGCCCUGACCGUGUACCCCCCAGGGAUAGCCAGCGGCUCAAGUCUACCAUAGGAAGCAGCUUUAGCUACCCUGACGUCAAGCUCAAAGGCAUCCCUGUAUAUCCCUACCGCAGCACCACCUCCCCAAAUCUUGAUGCGGACUCCUGCUAUAAGGAGCCACUGGCUGAGCCCCCUCCCAUGCGCCACAGCCUACCUAGCACCCUUCCCAGCAGUCCCCGUGGCUCUGAGGAGUACUACUCUUUCCACGAGUCAGACCUGGACCUGCCCGAGAUAGGCAGUGGCUCCAUGUCAAGCCGGGAGAUUGACGUGCUCAUUUUCAAGAAGCUGACCGAGCUGUUCAGCGUCCACCAGAUCGACGAGCUAGCCAAGUGCACAUCAGACACUGUGUUCCUGGAGAAGACCAGUAAGAUCUCGGACCUGAUCAAUAGCAUCACGCAGGACUACCACCUGGACGAGCAAGAUGCUGAGGGCCGCCUGGUACGAGGCAUCAUUCGCAUCAGUACCCGAAAGAGCCGCACUCGUCCACAGACCUCAGAGGGGCGCUCAGCCCGAGCUGCUGCCCCCACUGCUGCUCCUCCAGACAGUGGCCAUGAGACCAUGGUGGGCUCAGGCCUCAGCCAAGACGAACUGACAGUGCAGAUCUCCCAGGAGACAACAGCGGAUGCCAUCGCCAGGAAGCUGAGGCCAUAUGGAGCCCCAGGGUACCCAGCCAGCCACGACUCAUCUUUCCAGGGCACCGACACGGACUCAUCAGGGGCACCCCUACUCCAGGUGUACUGCUAACUCCCUGCUGGGCCCAGCAGCCCCAACCCUCUUGGGAGAAGCAUGGCCUACAGACUAGAGACGAGGAUCCCUUUGGGGAAGGCCGGACCCUAAGCAGUGCUCACCCUGCAAUUCCUGCCUUGGCUGACUGGUUCCUGGACCACAUGCAUUUCACAGGGUCACUGUGCCUACAUCCCCUGCAUCCCCAGCUGGCUUGACUCUUGCCUGAGCCUGUUCCUUCCUGUGGCCUGAUCAUGGAAAGGACUUGAGAAAUUACCUUCUGGGAUUGAAUCCUGGCUCCAUCCCUAUGUGUUACCCUAGACACAAAACUUUAAAAGAAGCUUAAGUGGACUGGGUUGAGGAUGGGCAGGGCCUCUGUUGGUGUUCUGUGCCUAGUACCCACUUGACAUUAUGUUCUGUUGAAGUUUGUUGUUUCUUGACUGAUGUACAUGUUAGCACAAUAGUGUUUGCAAGUUUCAAGAUAACAGAUGCCCACCUGGUCAUGUGGGCUACAGCACAGUCUUUUCUAUCCCAUCUGCCGUGCUUAACUAUAGCCCAGAGCUGGAGGCAGGACCGAGGCAACCAGUGUGGCUCAGUGUUGCAGAUGAAGUGGGAGCAAUGUUGUCUAUCGCAGGUUCACUAUGAGUUCCUGGAGAUAAAGGGCCAAGGGCCUAUACCUGA
Molecule: messenger RNA, 2036 nt
Organism: Octodon degus (degu)
Lineage: Eukaryota; Metazoa; Chordata; Mammalia; Rodentia; Octodontidae
Gene: Kdf1
Product: keratinocyte differentiation factor 1
Exons: 4
Coding region: 186-1376 (396 amino acids)
Biological process (GO): keratinocyte development; regulation of epidermal cell division
Cellular component (GO): cell junction
Source: RefSeq, a predicted model, not a curated record